AUGACUACAACCGCCCCGGUGCCCGUCUACUUUGUCAGCCACGGUGGGCCCAACCUCCUGGACGAAUCCGACUACCCCCCGACCGGCGCUAUAUCCAAGGCUCUACGCAAAAUUGGCGACGAUAUUCGCGCCCAAAACCCACGCGCACUUCUCGUACUCAGCGGUCACUGGGAAUCCAACAACGGCAAAUCGCUCCAGAUCAAUGGCAAAAGCGCCUUCCCCAAGCCGCUAAUCUACGACUUUGGUGGCUUCCCGGCGUGGCUAUACAAGGAGGAGUUUGCACACAAGACAGAGCCCGCGCUGACACAACAGAUUGCCCAGCUGCUCACGCAGGGCGGCAUCCCUGUGGAAACCGUAGACCGCGGGUUGGAUCACGGCGCCUGGGUUGUGCUGAAGAAGGCUGGGCUGGAAAACGCAUCAUUCCCAAUUAUCCAGCUGUCGCUUUUCCGCAGCGACUCCAUGCCCCAACACCUUCACCUCGGCCAGUUGUUGGCUCCUUUACGCGAACAGGGGGUGGUCAUUGUGGGCAGCGGCAUGGCGGUGCAUAACCUUCGCGAUUACUUUGGCGCCUCGGCAACGCCCGUGCGCUCGUAUGUGCGCCCAUUCGAUAAGGAGAUCGAGACUGCUCUUUUGUCGGGGGAGAACCGCGAGCAGGCAAUCUUGGCCCUGAGCGAGUCGGAUUACUUGUACAAGGCGCAUCCUACGCUCGAGCACCUGCUCCCCUUGCAUGUGGCAGUAGGUGCUGCGAAGGGCACUGCGAAUGUCGAGAAGAUUUUGGAGGCGUAUCAGGUGUCCUUGAGCUGGUCGUGCUACAAGUUCUUCUAA
Messenger RNA from Kickxella alabastrina, 825 nucleotides. Its product is annotated as Extradiol aromatic ring-opening dioxygenase. Gene Ontology annotation, molecular function: ferrous iron binding; zinc ion binding; oxidoreductase activity, acting on single donors with incorporation of molecular oxygen. The transcript has a single exon. Bases 1 to 825 code for a protein of 274 amino acids. NCBI's taxonomy places the organism in Eukaryota, Fungi, Kickxellomycota, Kickxellomycetes, Kickxellales, Kickxellaceae. The record is from RefSeq and is a predicted model, not a curated record.